This is a messenger RNA of Aphanomyces invadans, 982 nucleotides long. RefSeq lists its product as hypothetical. NCBI's taxonomy places the organism in Eukaryota, Oomycota, Saprolegniomycetes, Saprolegniales, Verrucalvaceae. The transcript has 5 exons. Bases 37 to 939 code for a protein of 300 amino acids. The record is from RefSeq and is a predicted model, not a curated record. Gene Ontology annotation, molecular function: GTP binding; GTPase activity. Gene Ontology annotation, biological process: positive regulation of TOR signaling; cellular response to starvation; regulation of autophagy. Gene Ontology annotation, cellular component: nucleus; lysosome; Gtr1-Gtr2 GTPase complex.
GGAGUUCACACCGCAAGAAGUGACAUUGCCGCCAAGAUGAAGAAGAAGGUGCUAUUGAUGGGCAAGUCGGGGUCAGGGAAGACGUCCAUGCGCUCCAUUAUCUUUGCCAACUAUCUCGCGCGUGAUACGAUGCGACUUGGACCGACGUUGGACGUGGAACAUUCCCAUGUGCGGUUCUUGGGAAACCUCGUGCUCAACUUGUGGGAUUGCGGCGGGCAAGACGCGUUCUACGAAAACUACUUUGAAAGCCAGCGCGACCACAUCUUCCGCAGCGUCGAAUUGCUCAUUUACGUGUUCGACAUUGAGUCGCGCGAGCUGGAAAAGGACAUGAACCACUUUGACGGAUGCCUCGAGGCGAUUGAGCAGAACUCGGAAUCGGCCAAGGUGUUUGUGCUGAUCCACAAGAUGGAUCUUGUGCCCGAGUCGCAGCGGGACGCCGUAUUCGAGCAACGCAAGGAAAUGAUUCUGUCUCGUACGGGGUCGAUCCCGACUGUGUGCUUUGGCACAUCGAUCUGGGACGAAACACUCUACCGCGCCUGGUCUACCAUCGUGUACUCUUUGAUUCCGAACAUGCAAGACUUGGAGAACCACCUGAACGAGUUCUGCGCGAUCUGCAAUGCCGACGAGGUCGUACUUUUCGAACGCGCCACCUUCCUCGUGAUCGCCCAUGCGACACACAAGAGCCACCGAGACAUCCACCGGUUUGAAAAGAUCUCGAACAUCAUCAAACAAUUCAAGCUGAGCUGCUCGAAGACGCAGGCGCAGUUCCAGGGCAUGGAGGUGCGCAACUCCAACUUCACCGCGUUCAUGGACUUUUUCACCAACAACACGUACAUCAUGGUGAUCAUGAGCGACGACUCGAUUCAACCCGCCACGACGCAGCUCAACAUCAAGGCUGCGCGCCCUGUCUUUGAGCGAUACGUGCAGCAAGCCAAUUAAGUACAUAACGAGGAUACACGACAACUGAGCCCGGUCAUGCUGA